Diorhabda carinulata is the source of this 945-nucleotide messenger RNA. RefSeq lists its product as uncharacterized. The coding region runs from base 1 to 945 and encodes 314 amino acids. Lineage: Eukaryota; Metazoa; Arthropoda; Insecta; Coleoptera; Chrysomelidae. The record is from RefSeq and is a predicted model, not a curated record. The transcript is spliced from 4 exons.
AUGUGUAGGUACGUUAUUCCAGUCACAGUUGUUUCCGCAAAAAGAAUGGUCCAUAAACCUUUGUACGUCAUAAGGCACACAACACAUUUAUCUUCGAAACAAAUAAUACUUUGCUUCAUUCCUCUCCUCCUAUGCGUCUCAGCAGCGCGAAAGGAAAAGAAGACUACUUUAGAGGACGUCGAAAGAGGAUACAUCACUACUAAAUCCGAACUCUCUCCACCGCCAUUACCGAAAAUACCUGUUAAAUCACCGACACAAUUUGGUUUUGUUCCUGUUAAAACAACUGCAAAUUACGCCCAGAAACAACCAAAAAUAACGUACGCCCAAGGAGAUAGUACUUAUCCAACUCAAAUCCAAUAUUCAAUUGGACCUCAACAAGCUUAUUAUGUACCUCAAGAGCAGAGUCAGGAUUUGAAGUACGAUAGCGUAGCGUACGUAGCAGAUAAUACUAUCGAUCAAGGAGCAGGUCAGCAAAACUACGAUACUCAACAAUUUUAUUAUUUGCAACAGUAUCAAGAGCCGAGCACUUCCAUACAAGCUAUCGUAGAUCCAAAAGGCGGAUUGCAGUAUAUAAUGUACAUUCCUACCUAUGUUCCAAAUCAAAUUACCGAGCAAACUCAAAACCAAGAAAACGUCGUUUAUACCAACAACCAGCAACAAGCAUACCAAUCACCUCAACCAGAAUACAACACUUAUUCAGAAAAUCCAAAAACAUUUGAAACCGGUAAGAGCAUGUACAACUUGAAAGCAAAUGAAACACCGUUCAUUAGAAGAGAACCGAAGAGUUUAUUGGAUUCCUACAUACCGUCUUCUCUCCAAUUACAAUACUACAAACAGUCUCGAUUGAAUGCAAUCAGAGAUAAUCAAAAGUACGAGCAUUAUAGUCCAAUUGGUGCUGAAUCAACUUACAGGUAUAACAUCAGGCCUACGCCGUUUAGACAAUGA